GGGAAGGGGAGGAGUAUGGUCGGAGGCGGCAGGAGGGGCGGCGCGGCGGACGACUCGACGAAGCUCAACACCGGCAACGUGUUCGCGGCGCUCGAGACGCUCAAGAAGAAGAAGAAGGGCGACAAGGCGAAAGGCGCGUCCUCCAAGGCCAAGGACCAGCAGCCCUCGCAGCAGCAGCAGAAGGAGCUCUUCUGGGCGCCCGCCCCCGUCACCACCAACUGGGCCGACGUCGAGGACGAGGACGACGACGACUACUACGCCACCACCGCGCCGCCCGCCCUCUUCGGGAACCACCACGGCGCCGCCGCGGCCAAGGAGGACGAGGAGGAGGAGGAUGAGGACGAUGCCGUCCACGCCGCGCUGCAGGAGGAAAUAGAGAGUGAGGAUGAGGAGCAUGAUGAUGAUGCUGAGGAUGGUGGUGAGGAUGAACCUGAGCAAGAAGUGGAAGUUGCCGAUCUUGCUCUGAAGAAAGCUCCAGCAGCACCCAAGGAGACAGAAAGACAGCUGUCCAAAAAGGAGUUGAAAAAGAAGGAACUGGCAGAACUCGAUGCUGUGUUGGCUGAGUUGGGAAUUUCUGAAAACCCAAGUGAAGCUGCACAAGAUGGAACCAAUGCUGAUAAGAAGGGUGCAAAUCAAACUGGUGAUGGAGAGAAAAAGGAGGACGCACCUGCCCCUUCAGAGAGCAAGAAUGCCAAGAAGAAGAAGAAGAACAAGGACAAGAGCGCAAAGGAGGCGAAAGAAGCUGCUGAAGUGUCUGAGGAGACUGCAAGUGCAGAACCUGAUGAAGACACCAGUGCUGUGGACAUGAAGGAGCGCCUAAAGAAGAUGGCCUCAAUGAAGAAGAAGAAGUCUGGCAAGGAGUCGGACACAGCUGGUAAAAUGGCUGCCGCAGAGGCGGCAGCUAGGACCGCGAGGCUUGCGGCGGCAAAGAAGAAGGAGAAGAGCCAUUACAACCAGCAACCCGUGCGGUAAAAAUGGCCCGCCCCAAGUUUUGAGAUGUUGAGAGUUUGGAUAUGAUGAUCGAUCCCCUUGUUCGUUUUGGAGUCUGAAUAAACUUUUUCCUGUCCCUCCCAGUCUCAAAAGAGUUGUAUGUAUGACCAUGGAGCGUCUUCCUGAUAUUCAUUUCGGAAUUCCUGAAGGCGGGCCUCUGUGGUCUGGUCGCCAGAACGGUCGUGUAAUUGUGUUUUGAAUUGUGUUCGUCCAGUGGAUUUAUAGACAAGACAGCAUGGCCAACAAGGGCCUCUUGGAUA
This is a messenger RNA of Lolium rigidum, 1250 nucleotides long. Its product is annotated as nucleolin-like. The coding region runs from base 16 to 972 and encodes 318 amino acids. The record is from RefSeq and is a predicted model, not a curated record. The transcript is spliced from 3 exons. Lineage: Eukaryota; Viridiplantae; Streptophyta; Magnoliopsida; Poales; Poaceae.